Messenger RNA from Phytophthora infestans T30-4, 1002 nucleotides. RefSeq lists its product as uncharacterized. The record is from RefSeq and is a predicted model, not a curated record. The transcript is spliced from 10 exons. The coding region runs from base 1 to 1002 and encodes 333 amino acids. Lineage: Eukaryota; Oomycota; Peronosporomycetes; Peronosporales; Peronosporaceae.
AUGCUCCCUGCGGCAACCGCAGCGGCAGCUAGUGGGCUCGGAGCGAACAAUAAACCAAUAUUUACUUUCACUAGACGAAAACUGCAGAUGGAGAUCAGCACUCUGGCCGCGAAACUGGACUCCAUCUUACGCAGCUCCCCUUGGAUGCGACGUAAGGUUGUGCUACAACCUCAAAUGAAUAGCCCCAGUCAACGUGGGUUCUCCAAUGUAUCGUCUCCGAGGCUGCUACCACAAAUGGAGAAGCGAAUCAUGGCCACGUUCCGACGAUUUGUUCGACUGUGGCGAGAGCGAAAGCGUCGAUCGGAACAGGCAGCUCUUAGCAUUCUUCGUCGAGAGCUUGAUGCUCAGUCUUCAAAUGUUGCGAGUAUCCUGAGCCGACGAAUGAUCGGAGAGGUACCUGCACUUAAGUUUUUCGAUGAAAUUGAGCCGCUGGCUGUCGAACAAAAAUCUUCAUCUCCGACCUCCCCGGUUCGAACUAUUGGCGAUAUGAUGGCAUCGUUAUCUCUUAAAGACGGUGGCUUGAGAUCUUCACCAGUGCGACGAGCAACACCUCGAGGUGUGUGCUACACCCUUGACGCCUCAGGUUGUCGAAGGAUAAAAAUGCAAUCCGAGAUGACGAUUGAACGAGCUACGAGCAAAAGUCUUCGACGCAAAAUGAUACGCCGUGUGAAGGUCAAACACCGAGCUAUCAGCAUGCUUACAGACGAUUUCGCACAGUCCAAGAAGGCUCUGACGGCAAAGCUAGGAUCGCAGUUGGCACUUCGUCAGGCUGAAAGUGAGAGCACGUUUGGGAAACGACUAUCACUCCAUCUUUCGAACAAUGUCGAGUUGCCUCCACACAUGACGUCCAAGGAAUUCGCCCUGGCCAGACUUCGAUUCAAGAAAGCGAAUUUACAAGCUUGUUGUCAGACAUUGGCACUGCUCGCGGCCGUGAGAUCUCCGCAGGCGAACAACGUUUUCUCCAACUUCUACGCUGCGCUGUUGAAGGUGAUCACGCGCUGA